Messenger RNA from Pseudo-nitzschia multistriata, 2885 nucleotides. The record is from the annotation of a GenBank genome assembly. NCBI's taxonomy places the organism in Eukaryota, Bacillariophyta, Bacillariophyceae, Bacillariales, Bacillariaceae.
AUCUCCUUCGAUCUGGAUUGCGUUUUUGAUAUCGUUCCUCUGGAUCUCAAAGCAUCUCUACACCGUAGGUAUCAUCAACAACCACACUGUACUAAGACAUGUCGCCUCAAAAUGUACAGGUAAGACAAUAUAAGUCUGAGAAAAUAUUGAAAAGAUUUUCGACUUUUCACUCCAUAUCGAAAGCACGAAAGUUGUUGUUGUUGUUCUGUAAUUCUUUUGUGCACGUUUUGGUUAUGUGUUAAGAAUGAACGCUAUAGCUUGGUGAAAUACAAUGCCAAGGUGUUAGAUCGUAAUCUAUCUGGAAAAAUACUCUCCUCUACGCGAUGCUACGUGAUUCAUUGCGUGCAAAAGAAGUCGUGGAAGAAAUUUAGGUUCACGUGAUCGAGGUAUGGAAUAACCAAUCUUCACUGAUGACGAUUUGGUUACCGCUGAAGUAGGCCAGAAAAUGAUAGAUUAUUUUGAAACUGUAGGAGAACAAAUAAGAUACGCCACAGAGCCAUAGUGUUCAAGUUGCAUUUCAUUAACAUUGCCAGUCCCGUUUUCCAGUGAAACUUUCAUCUAACUUGAGAUUUGCUAUCAUUUCUUUCCUUCUCCUUGGCAGCAACCGACUGGCGAGGCAUCGAUUGACUUCAGCGUCGUCAUUGCUGCCUCAGCUCCUGUAGAAGACACAGGAGGUUUAGUACAUGCCGUGACAGUAAUACAACCUUCCCAAACUUGGACUGUUAUUCGUGGGCAAGAUGAUUUUGUCGCUGUUGCGCAGAAUCUUGCUGUGCAAAUUAUGGACCUACCUGCUCUUCCUGACGUUGCGAAACAUUUCCAAGCAUCAGGAUGUCAAAACGAUCUUCAUUCUAUUGUAACUGUUCGUACCCAUCUUCAACACUGGCUUGAGACCAUUUUGAUGUACCCUGGAGCAAGAGAUUCCCCAGCGAUUAGCAACUUUUUAACCUACGCCCCAAACAUGAUCCCCCCGCAAUACGAAAAUGUAUCCUGGACUAUCUUCACGGCCGACGGCCAAGUCGCAUCUCCAACAACCGCACAAGGGAAUUCGCAAACUUCUUCUGUCGAAACUGGUGGCUACGACGACGGCAAUCUAGAUGAUAUGGUUAUGGACGAGAUGUUUGAAACCGGCGACGGUGACGAAAUUGGCCAACAUGAUGACGAUGACAGCGAUGGCGAAGAAGAAUACCGGGCGUCUAUUCGAUAUAAAGCAUGUGAUGAUCCAAUUACCGAGGAAGAUCAAAUGGAUCUACAAAAUGUUAUUGCGGGUGAAGUUGAAAUGAUUGACGAUGUUGGAUCAUUAGCUCAAAGCCUGGGCGCCUCUCACCUCGGAAGAUCUAUCAUGCUCCAGGAAGAAACCAUAGGAAUCAACGCCAGUGAGCAGGCGCAGCAACAAACAAUCCCUCAAGGUKGCUUACAACUUGGUAGUGCGAUGACCGGUGCUGGCAGCGGAGGUAUCGGCAGCGCCAUGAAACACGCAACAUCACAACAAAUCGGCGGCAGCUUCAAUCAAGUGAAACCAGAAUCCCCUCCACGUCUUGAUGCUUUCAAGAUGAUUAAAGUUAUUGGAAAAGGGUCUUUUGGUGAGUCUUUUAGAAUUAUCCAGGUCACCAAACCAAUGUUCAUCCAACUGAAAAUUUGCAUACCCCGACAUUGAUUACUCACUCUCCCUGUGGUAUUCCACCUAUUUGUUGCCUUCCGGGACACCUUUACAUUAUAGGUAAGGUCUUUUUAGUAAAGGAAAUCAAAACUUCCCAGAUGUUCGCAUUGAAGGUGCUCAAAAAAGAUAACAUCAUCAAGAGAAAUCAAGUUGAACACACGAAGACAGAACGAAGUGUCCUUGGAUACGUAAAACACCCCUUCAUUGUUGGAAUGAACAUGGCAUUCCAAUCCAGAGAUAAACUAUUUUUCGUGUUGGACUACUGUGCAGGCGGAGAGCUUUUUUUUCAUCUGGGCAAGCUUGGCAAAUUUCCGGAAGCAAGAUCCCGUUUCUACGCAGCGGAAAUUAUUCUUGCCAUAUCUUAUGUGCAUAGCCUCGAUAUUAUAUAUAGGGAUCUAAAACCAGAAAAUGUUCUGUUGGAUGGAUCCGGUCACAUUCGACUAACUGAUUUUGGACUGUCGAAGGAGGGAAUCAGCUCCAGUUCAAGUGGUGCCAAUAGUUUCUGCGGUACUCCUGAAUAUCUUGCACCAGAAAUCCUUAAUCGACAGGGACAUGGACGCGGAGUUGAUUGGUGGAGUCUGGGGGCGCUUUUGUACGAGAUGCUGACAGGUCUUCCACCGUUCUACUGUCAAGACCGCGAGCGUCUUUUUGAGAAAAUCAGGAAAAGCGAACUUCAUUACCCUGCUAGUCUUUCAUCGACUUCCAAGCACCUUCUACGUGGUCUCUUGACCAAGGACCCUACUCGUCGACUAGGUAGCGGGCCCAAGGAUGCAGAAGAAAUUAAGCCGCACCCGUUUUUUGCUUCGAUUGAUUGGGAGAGGCUACAAAGGGGGCAAAUCGCCCCGCCGUGGGCGCCAACAAUCACAGGGAGCCAAGAUACAAGUCAGUUUGACGCAGAAUUUACCAGUAUGCCAAUCUUCAGCCCCCGUAGUAUGCGAAGUACUUUAGGUACGACUCCAUUAGGCGACAAUCCAUUCGAAGGAUUUACAUUCCAAGAGACAAUUCUUGAAGGUCCAGGAACCCGAUGCUAGAUUCGAGGCAUGGAAUUGUCGCUUCUGAUGUACAUAAAUUGUUAAAUACUGCAAGGUCCAGAGGUCGAUGCACAAACGAGGAAAAAAAUAGCAUAGUACCUGGCAUUAACAUUUUGCAAGGGUUAACAUCGUAGCUUUGAUAUACUGUAAGGUCCGAAUGUCAAUGCAUAAGUUUCGAAUCAAAAUGCUUUUUAAAA